AUGUAUUCAGGAGCAUAUGUUAUGAGAUUAAUAUCUCCUAAUUAAAUGUGUUUAUUUCUUUAUCUCAGAAAAUCUAAAGCAGUCCACAGUAGCUGGCAAGCACCCCCCAGUUUGAACCAACCUGUUAGCUAGAAUCCAAGCAUAAACCAAGCAGGCAAGACAAAAGGCACCUAAAGUUCAAGCACCAAGGAGUAAAGAGGGAGGGUGGACACAGAUAUAAAGACCUGGAAGAGGGGAAGUCUUUAUCAAGCAAAAGACGAAGCCAACACCAGGUUGAGACUUCGGCUUUCCUACAUUUACUCAGAGUUCCAGAGUCAAAGCCAAGUCUGAUUUUGUUGGUUCUGCGUCUCUUGUAAAGUCCAUCUUGCAAGCCUUAAAGAGUAAAGGUCAAGGUUCAAGACCAAGUGACAUUGAGUAUCCUUAACAGCUAGUCAUAUUUGAAGAUGUUCGAGAUGCUGAAGAUGCUCUUUAUAACCUCAAUAGAAAGUGGGUAUGUGGCCGUCAAAUUGAAAUACAGUUUGCACAAGGUGAUCGCAAAACACCAGGCCAAAUGAAAUCAAAAGAACGUCAUCCUUGUUCUCCAAGUGAUCACAGGAGAUCAAGAAGCCCCAGCCAAAGGAGAACUCGAAGUAGAAGUUCUUCAUGGGGAAGAAACAGGAGGCGGUCUGACAGCCUUAAAGAGUCUCGACACAGACGAUUUUCUUAUAGCCAGUCUAAAUCUCGUUCCAAAUCACUACCAAGGCGGUCUACCUCAGCAAGGCAGUCAAGAACUCCAAGAAGGAAUUCUGGAUCUAGAGGACGGUCAAGGUCCAAGUCCUUACAAAAAAGAUCCAAGUCAAUAGGAAAAUCACAAUCAAGUUCACCUCAAAAGCAGACUAGCUCAGGAACAAAAUCAAGAUCACAUGGAAGACAUUCUGACUCCAUAGCAAGAUCCCCAUGUAAAUCUCCCAAAGGGUACACCAAUUCUGAAACUAAAGCACAAACAGCAAAACAUUCUCAUUUUCGGUCACAUUCCAGAUCUCAGAGUUAUCGUCAUAAAAACAGUUGGUGAACAGCAACUGAAGAGCACUACAUAGUCUUUAAUAUAAGUUAUUAAACCUCUCAUUAUGUUAAAUAAAAAUUCUUCAAGGCUUACAGAAAAUGUGAGUUGAUAUUAGUUACUUUGGGCAUGUGUAAGAAAAAAUAAAAGCUCUCUAGCUUUGGAUUAAUAAAGAUUUGUCUCAAUUUAAGGGCCCACACCACAAAUUAUGAUGUAUCAUAUGUCACCAUUUUAUGGACCAUUUUUGUUUACAUUGUGGCAGAAGGGUUAUUUUCAAAGGAAAUGGGUAAAAUUGAACUAAUUUAGAAAAUUCUACUUGGAUACUUUUACAAAAAUAUUUUUUACUUUAAAGCACUUUCAUGUAAAAAUUAUGACUGUAUAAUUGCAUAGGGCAGACUUAAACUGUUUGACACCUAUGUCUCUUUUGUGUCUUAUUUAAACUUGGGCCAAUUCCUGGUUGAUAUUAGUUCAUAUUACAAAAUUUGACAUUCCAGAAAGUAGAAUUUAUAUAGAGAUCAAGUAUUCAAAAGAUGCAUUCUCUCUUGAGCUCAAAGAAGGUUUUAUUUUUAUUGGAUGGAACAAUAUAGGUAAGUUGACAUGAAAUUGUGUCCUGUACCAUGUUCACUUCAGAAAUGUCAAAACAUUUUAGAAAUAUUGGAUUUUGAAAGGUUUGAGACAACUUCUUUAAAAGUUAUGGUGUGCAACACUCACAAUCCAAAAAUAUUCUUAUUAAGCCUUACAUAUUUGAACAGUGAUACAUUUUGUAUAAAAUCAUAUUUUAUACCAUUAUUUCUACAUACCUACUUUUCACCUGCUGUUUAAUUUUUUUCCUUUUAGAGCUCUAAGCUCAAAACUUUAAACUAUAUAGAAUGUCUUUAUUAGUUUGAAAUAGUGUUUAGUACUUUCUAUUAAGACAAGACUGCAUCUUUAAAACUUUGUAGUAUUUGAAUUUUACAUUACAUUGCCUUUCAUUUUUUUAAACCAUAUAACUUUGUUGAUAUUUUUUGCUUUUGUAGUUAUAGUUAAGAGAUCCUUUUAAAAUGUGUUUGUAGUUUAUGUUUUUCACAGGGUUUUGGUAGUAUUUGUGAUAAAAUGGUUUUGCAUAUAAUUAUUAUGGGGGUUAUAUUUAUAGAGCUCUACUUGUAUACCUUGUUGAAUUAUUCUCUUGAGACUUAAAAGUUCUCAACCCAUAGAGUUAAUAUUUGUAUCCAGAGUGCUUAAGAAAAAAAUCUGUCUUAUCUUGUAUUUUUAGUAUAUUGGAGCCAGUGUUGCUUCUAUUUGUUUUGAAUACAAAUUCACUUUUCUUUGCAUUUUAGACCCUAUAUGUAAGAAACAACUUUACAGAAUAAUUUGUAUGCUGGUAAUACUUGGACAAAUACCAUAAAUUCAUGUAUAUUGUA
Galeopterus variegatus (Sunda flying lemur) is the source of this 2439-nucleotide messenger RNA. It is a transcript of the gene SRSF12, whose product is annotated as serine/arginine-rich splicing factor 12. The coding region runs from base 551 to 1051 and encodes 166 amino acids. Lineage: Eukaryota; Metazoa; Chordata; Mammalia; Dermoptera; Cynocephalidae. The record is from RefSeq and is a predicted model, not a curated record. The transcript has 4 exons.